Molecule: messenger RNA, 5336 nt
Organism: Passer montanus (Eurasian tree sparrow)
Lineage: Eukaryota; Metazoa; Chordata; Aves; Passeriformes; Passeridae
Gene: TRNAU1AP
Product: tRNA selenocysteine 1 associated protein 1
Exons: 17
Coding region: 128-991 (287 amino acids)
Biological process (GO): selenocysteine incorporation
Cellular component (GO): nucleus
Molecular function (GO): tRNA binding
Source: RefSeq, a predicted model, not a curated record
GACCGGGGCACCGGGGGUGGAACGGAAGGAGGGGCGGCGGCGGCGGCGGGGCCGUGCCGGGCCGGGCCGGGCCGGGAGGUGGAACGCACGGCCCCGCUGAACCCGCCGCGGGGCCUGCGGGAGCAGCAUGGCCGCCAGCCUGUGGAUGGGGGACCUGGAGCCCUAUAUGGAUGAAAACUUUGUUUCAAGAGCCUUUGCCACCAUGGGAGAGCUUGUACUGAGUGUAAAAAUCAUUCGAAACAGGUUGACUGGAAUUCCAGCAGGCUAUUGCUUUGUAGAAUUUGCAGAUCUAGCUACUGCAGAGAAAUGUUUACACAAAAUUAAUGGAAAACCACUUCCUGGUGCUACACCGGCAAAACGAUUUAAAUUGAAUUAUGCAACAUAUGGAAAACAGCCUGAUAACAGUCCAGAAUAUUCCCUUUUUGUGGGAGACCUGACUCCUGACGUGGAUGAUGGGAUGUUAUAUGAAUUUUUUGUUAAAGUUUAUCCAUCGUGUAGAGGUGGAAAAGUUGUUUUGGACCAGGCAGGAGUAUCCAAAGGUUAUGGGUUCGUGAAAUUCACAGAUGAACUGGAACAGAAGAGAGCACUGACAGAGUGUCAGGGAGCUGUGGGGUUGGGCUCUAAACCUGUACGCUUGAGUGUGGCUAUACCAAAAGCUAAUCGUGUGAAACCAGUGGAGUACAAUCAGAUGUACGGCUAUAAUUACAACCAGUAUUACCAACAGUACCACAACUACUACGCUCAGUGGGGGUACGACCAGAACACGGGCAGUUACAGCUACAGCUACCCCCAGUAUGGCUACACGCAGAGCACCAUGCAGACAUAUGAAGAAGUUGGUGAGGAUGCAUUGGAAGAUCCCACACCUCAGUUAGAUGUCCACGAAGCAAACAAGCAGUUUAUGGAACAGAGUGAAGAGCUCUAUGAUGCCUUGAUGGACUGUCAUUGGCAGCCUUUGGACACUGUCUCAUCAGAGAUCCCAGCCAUGUUAUAGCCUCAUUGCUGAGGCAUUGUGGCUGUGAGACAUCCUCCCAUUGUGCUCCAGACUGUUACACUGCCCCCGGAUCCUGCAGCUGUGAGGGGUGGCCCUUUCCCCACCCAGGUCAGGUACUCGGAGUACAGGAGGACUGUGGCCUUUCCUGUAGAGAACAAGUAUUGUAGGAGCAUCACAGUAACCUUUAUUCAUGGCGAAAAAUAGAACUGCGACAGUUUUAUUCCUUUUGUCUUGAAAUGAACUCUUAAUACUUACUGGGAAUUGUAAUUUAUAAACUCAACAAGAUGGCACAGGAGAGAGACUCUACUCCAUCGUACAAUAAAAAAGUUGGUCUUUUAAGUAAAAUUACACUUUGCAUUUUGGUUCCUGCCCAUCUUUCUGCUUUGCUGCCCAUUCAACUGUCUUAAGUCAUUUGACCCAACGCUCAUGAAUGAGUUAUUUCAAAAAAGAUCAUUGUUGGACACCACUAAAAUGUCUCAAAAUCUUUCCAGUGACUGGGUGAGGUUGCUAUAACUUGAGCGUGUGAUGAAAGUUUGCAUUGUGGUUAACUUAAGCUGUGAUCUUGAGCUUGCAAGUUUGAUAUUCUCAAGCAAUCAACCCAAAGAGCACUUUGGAGAAAAAAGACAGAAAGGAGUGUUAUAAAGCUUUUACCUGGUGAUACCUUGCACACCUGGCCUGCUUCUCCACCUGUGUAUGAGGAAAUAAUUCCCCGUGAACCAGCAGUUUAAAACACUUUUCCCAGCAACCAUAUUUAAAUGUUAUUUUGUGUAUCAUGCCUUUAUUUUUUUUAUUGUGGACACACCUUGAUGGUCUCAUUGAGAUGUUGAGAUUUUGUAGUGUCUUCCACUGUCCAGUCAGAGCAAAACUAAAGAUCUUGCAGCAAAAAGGGGUCAGAGCAAUUGCAUUGAUAUACUGUGCAGCAAAUGGUUGUUAACUUGAAAAGCAGUUUUCUACCGGAUGUUGUAUAAGCUGAUUGGACAAGCAAUAUAUUUAAGCUGAUAUGUUGCAUUAGAGGUGAAAGUGAAAAUAAUAGCACUUAUAUACAUGUUAUAAGCCCUUUUUCAGGCUUUUUGUGCCUUAAACUCUUGGAGAAAUAGGAUCAGAGAAACUACCUGUAAUAAAUGUCUGUCCAAGGAAUAGUUUGGUAACUGAAAUUGCUACUGCAGAGCAUUUCGUUGCCUCUCUGCCCAUGUUGAUGCAGAGAUUUGCCACCAAAUUUAAAUACUUUGAUAAAGCUACUUCUACUACACCUUUCUUUGUGUCUAUAAUUAUGACCUAUUUGUCAGUCUAUGGUCUUUUUUAUCAACUGGAAGUUGGAUGUGAAGGGAAUGGUGAUGUGACUGGAGUUCGAGUGAGCUAGAGGACUACUGGACUCCUGCAUUCUCAUCUGCUUUGAAUUUUUCUCAUGCUGUGCCCCUGGCUGUGCUGCUGUCUCACCUUCAGCUGCUCUGAAUGUAAGGAAAGGAAUGUUCCCUGUGUAUGCCAGGAGUUUCGGAAGCAGCAGAAGUGGAAGAGAGCAGAGCUGUAUAUCCUCUAAUGUGGCUGCUCAGCUCAAGACACCCCCUCUUCUCGGGAAGUUCAGCAGAGUGGCAUUGCAGAAAUUAUGUAAAGAAUGGCAUUUAAAACACUUUCUGGAUCAUUCUGUUACUGUGCUGCCCUGUGUGCCUGCCCUUCUCCUGUUUUGCAGUUGUCUUUUCCUAUCCCCACGAAUUUUGGCUUUUACAGUGUAGCCAUCCCAGUUUGCUCCGGGGGGCAGGGGUGAAGCCACAUUUAUUUAUCAAUAUAAAUUUAUUCUGCUGUUCUCAUCUGCCCAGCAUUGCUGUCUGUGGAGUAUUCCCUAAUGCCUGGAUAAACUACGUCUAUGAAAGUCUGUCUCUAGAGGAGAGAAGAGCAGGUUAUCAGGAAUCAGACAGCAACCUUUGGGAAAAUCCUUUUGCUCUCUGCUUUUAUUUUGUGGUGGAAAGAAAAAUGCUCCUGGCCAUUAUUGCUGUGUCUGAAGCACAGGAGAGGCUUUUAAAUGGAGCUACAAAACAGCCACAUCCUGGGAUUUGUAAGGUUUGCCUUUUGGAAUCCCAGUCAGAGUGUGGGAUUUUGUUUCUCCUGGAUGGCUGCAGGAAAAGCCUAGAUUAAUUACCAUUUAGUGUCACACAGGAUGAAAGACAAGGCCUCCAUGUAGUAAGGUGCUGGGAACUGCAGCUCUUCCAGCAUGUGCUCUCUGUCCUGUGCUGUGGAAGAAGCUGGUGAGAGAUUCUCAUGAGGGCUUCUCAUCAGGGCUUCGCUGACCAUGGACAUGCAGUGGGAUUUUUCUCUGCCACUCUUGGAUCUCCGUCCAUCGUGUUAUGGCAGGCUGAGGUCUGCUGGGCAUCCAGUGCUUUUCAUUGCUGCUCUUUGGGGAUUCUCCCAGUUCAGCAUUUGGAAGAGUUUCUUCCCAAGCAGUGUUUGCCAAGGCUCACAUGGUAUCAGUGGCUGUGCCAAGGAGACUCCAGGAAUUGCCUCAUGACUUGGCGGACCAGCUGUGAGAUCCAUGGAGGAGGAGAAUGGGAGCAGCUGCUUGUACCUUGUCCCUGACAGCUUUGGCAAGGACUGUCUUGGGGAAGGUUUGGCUACACAAGGUUUGGGGCUCGUUCCCAGACUUGGCCGUAAACAGGACUUGCAGGCUUUUCCAGCUGAUUUCCCACUAUGGUUGUGCCUUCAGCAUCAGCACCAGCAGCUGUUCCAGCACUCCCUUCCCGCCCGUUGACAGGUGCUGCCAUUUUAAAUCCUUUCCAUGAAUUAUGAACCAUGAACCAGGAGCUUCACAGAGGUAUUGUGUUGGCAAACAGACUUCUGUUUCCAAGAACCUUUCCUUCUAUUCCCCGAGGGUGGUGCUCCCCCCACCCCCCCAACCCCGUUCCAAACGGGAGGAAGGAGAAGGGGAAAUGCAGCUGCUGUUUUCAGCUUUUCAAAGAGCACCCCUGGUGUGGACCUAGCAUGGAGAAGGAGAGAGAAAUUGUACUUGUCCCACCCGGACUGGAGAGUCGUUUAGGUGGGCUGGGAUGUGCAGCUGCUUCCAGUGCUGGUGGGUGUUGUUGUGAAUCGUGGGAUCUGAAAUAGUUUGGGUUGGGAGAGGACUGAAAGCUCAUCUCGUUCCAGCCGCUGCCGUGGGCAGGAACACCUAGAGCAGGUUGUUCAGGGGUCUUUUCUAUGCUUUGGGAUGGGGUGGCGCGGGAGACUGGAAGGGGGAAAGGCGGGAACGACGAUUGGGACUGCAGACAGCGCGCCUACAACUCCCAGGAGCCUCUGCGAGAGAGCCCGGCACCAGCAGCCAAUCGGAGCCCGCACUGCCGCGCUAUAAAAGGUGGCCGCGGACCAGUUUCCGCCUCUUUCGGCCAUGGCGGCGAGUAGGGGUGGCUGUGGCGUGGGCGCCGGGAACCAUCCACCGCCAUCCUUCGUCGCUGGGGGUCUCCCGCCGCUCGGCUCCGCCGCAUCGGCGCCCUGUGGGCAUCGCGUCCGGCGGCGGCGCUUCGGUGCGCUUCGAGGGCUGCGAAGGGCAGCGCGGCCUUGCGCCCGCCCUUCUCCUCAGGCCGGGCCCGGCCCCAGGCUCAAGACUCUUCUUCCCCAGCAGCAUCCUGGUGUAGAAGGUGAUCCUGGGACAUGGGAUUGCUGGUGACAGCCUCAGCUUUGAGCAGGGUGAAAUGAAUCAAAGGUGUGUCCACAAAAGUCUGCAGCCCACUGCUGAAAUUGGGGGUAUGUUGUGAUGUCUUCCAGAAGUCCUGGGUGUUCCAGAACUCAUCCAUCUGAUGGACAAACCCAGCAAUAACUGUGGAAAAAGAUGAGAACCUGUGAGCCCUGUCCCAAGGGCUUCACCUUGCUUCCCAUAGGACCCGAGUUGUGGGAAAGCUGCAGUGCAGAACAUGUCUGAGCAGAGGGUGAGCCAUCCCUGAGGGACUUGGUGCUGCAGUGCCUGACUGUUCUUUUCCAGCCCUCUCUUCAGAAGUGGGAGCUCUGCAGAGCCAGAUCCUGGCUCCUUCCUGAGCUAUGAGUUCCACUAAGUGGGAUCAGCCACUUCUGGGCUCCAUUCACCUGCAGUGGAGGGAGAUGGAACUGGCGUGGCUCCAGGUGUUGCUGAAGCUCCAGUUCAGAUGCUCCACGUGGAAGAACAGUCGGUUCCAUGGAUUUUUCUCAGGAGGGGGUUUGGAUAUUAAAUACUUGAUUAGAGCAGGGAUCCAGUAAUGCCAAGGUGGCGGGUUUGAUCCCUGUAUGGACUGUUCACUUAAGAGCUGGACUUGGUGAUCCACGUGGUCCCUUCCUACUUGGACUAUUCUGUUUGCGUGAUAGGAUUUUGAAUAAAUAUGAUUACUUCAAA